Xyrauchen texanus (razorback sucker) is the source of this 1898-nucleotide messenger RNA. RefSeq lists its product as uncharacterized. NCBI's taxonomy places the organism in Eukaryota, Metazoa, Chordata, Actinopteri, Cypriniformes, Catostomidae. The transcript has 2 exons. Gene Ontology annotation, molecular function: oxidoreductase activity. Bases 261 to 1127 code for a protein of 288 amino acids. The record is from RefSeq and is a predicted model, not a curated record.
UUGAGUUGAAGCUGGACAAUUGUGAAACCUUAUUUGAUAAGGUUGUUACAGACCAUCUUCCAAGUUUGAUCUCCUGUAUGUUACAUGUAAAACGUGGGUAAAUGUCUAUGGCAUUAUUGUUUAUGUGGAAUACGUCAUUAGUAACAUUUAACAUGUAACACAGCACGUGAACUUUGACCAAGUAAUUUUAUUGACGUCAUUGGAAACAGUCUGUCUCCAUUGUAAGAACGUGUAGGUUUCCAACUUUAGGUUUACUCCUGAUGGCAGACAGUCAGCCAUCUGUGCAUCUCAACAAUGGCACUUGGAUGCCUCUGUUGGGUCUGGGCACAUUCCGUUUACAGGGACAAGAGGACACCUACAAUGCUGUGGAUGCUGCUUUGACAGCAGGUUACCGUGCUUUUGACACAGCUGCAGUGUAUCGUAAUGAAGCACACAUAGGUCAUGCCCUCCGUUGCCUGCUGCCUAAGCAUGGACUCUCACGAGAGGAUGUUUUCAUAUGCAGUAAACUGGGUCCCAAGGAUCAGGGCUCCAAAGCAAAGCAUGGCUGCCUAAGGAGUCUGGAUCAGUUGGGACUAGGCUACAUUGACCUAUACCUUAUUCAUUGGCCAGGUACUCAAGGGCUGCCAGUGGGGGAUACACAAAACCCUGGAAACCGUGCUCAAAGCUGGGCAGUUUUGGAGGAAUUCUACUCUGAAGGAAAGUUUCGAGCAAUUGGGGUAUCUAAUUACACUAUAGAUCAUAUGCGGGAGCUUCUGAAGAUUUGUAAAGUCUCCCCGGCUGUUCUUCAGGUGGAGUUCCACCCAAAGCUGGCCCAAAAGGAGCUGAGAGGACUGUGUGAGGAGAGGGGUGUGUGUUUUCAGGCAUAUUCCUCUCUUGGAACAGGAGUUCUUUUGUCAGACCCUGUGGUCCAGGACGUAGCUAGAGAGUGUGGCAGGACAUCAGCCCAGGUGUUGCUGAGGUGGGCUGUACAACAGAAUAUUCCAGUACUGCCAAAAUCAAGUCAGCCAAAACGCGUGGAGGAGAACAGGUGUCUGUUUGACUUCGAGCUUGGCGAGAAAGACAUGGAAAGGCUCUCUGCUCUUGAUUGUGGGGAGAAGUUUUGCUGGGAUCCCACACAAGUGUUGUAAAGACAACUAAAGGGAUAGUUCCCCCAAAAUGAAAAUUCUCAUGCCAUCCCAGAUGUGCAUGACUUUGUUUUUCUGCAGAACACAUUAUGUAGGCUCUGUAGGUCCAUACAAUGUAAGUGCCAACAUGUUAUGCCCCAAAAAGCACAUAAAGCCAUCAGAAUAGUAAUCAUAUUUUCAGAAGGGAUAUUAAAGGUGUGAGUGAGAAACAGAUAAAAAAAAUAUAGAAAUUCUUCUUCCUGCCCAGUAGAUGGCGAUAUGUAUGAAGAAUGUGAAUCACCAAAAACAGAAGAAGAAUGUGAAAGUUGAAGUGGAGAUUGACUGAGCAGGUAAGAUAAUUUGUAGUACAAUGAUUUAAAUAUUAAUUUGUUUCUCACCCACACCUAUUCUUCUGAAGACAUGAAUUUUACCACUGGAGUCAUAUGGGGUACUUUUAUGCUGAUUUGUGAUUUUUGGCACCCACUCAUUUACAUUGUAUGGACCAAAAGAGCUGAGAAGUUCAGCAGAUGAAAGAAAGUCAUCCACAUCUGCGAUGGCAUAAGAGUGAGUAAAUUUAUAAGACUUUUUUUUGGGUGAACUAUUCCUUUCAUUGACAAGAACUCAAAUUAUUGCUUAACUGAUCAAAAUUCCAAGGUUCAGAUGUUAUUGUGACAAGUGCCAAGGCACAAUUAUAAGUCCCAGUCCCACUGCAUACAAAUAUGCCUCUUUUUUUGGAGAUUAGCUGGCUGACACAAACUUGCUUGACAAUUCAAUAGUUAAAGGAAUAGUUCACCC